Molecule: messenger RNA, 484 nt
Organism: Serpula lacrymans var. lacrymans S7.9
Lineage: Eukaryota; Fungi; Basidiomycota; Agaricomycetes; Boletales; Serpulaceae
Exons: 2
Source: RefSeq, a predicted model, not a curated record
UUUGACAAAAACAUCUAGAGAUUGCAGGUAUCAAGGAACAUGUACAUAUGAUAUAGUCUAAGCAGAUGCGCUCAGAAUGAUACUACCUACCACCAAUCUGGCUUGUGUAAAAAGCACCCACACUCAACACGACUGAUUCACACUGUGCAACACUGUCGCCUUGUUACAGUGGAGCAUCAACCGAUGAAGGCGCGCCGUUAUCAAUGCUGUUGAGGCAAGGACGUUUCAUAAAUGUACAUAAAUGAUAAUCCUACGACAACGAUAACAAACGCAAGGCGACUACAAAGUACGGCCACGGAAAAGGAUGUACGCAUCUCCAGGUGAUCCUGCGUCCUGGCCCCUCAACCAAAGGGAGAAGCGAUCAGCAAAGAUUGUUUUUGAGACGACCCGAUCCAAAAGGAUGUCUUUCUUCGACGUUUGUCUGGACCAUCCGUCCCUACAAAGUGCCUAUACAUCGGCGAGGACAGAAAGUAAUUUGGACGUC